Messenger RNA from Pieris macdunnoughi, 879 nucleotides. The record is from the annotation of a GenBank genome assembly. Lineage: Eukaryota; Metazoa; Arthropoda; Insecta; Lepidoptera; Pieridae.
AUGGAAAGUAUGUUUAGCACGACUGGUAUGGUAGCAGCACCGCAGCAAGCGACGGGCCAGGUCGCAUCAAACGGUAGCAUCACCCUACCUAGGUCACACCAUCAGAGACCAGGCCGUCCACCUGCAGCUCCAAAAUCGUAUGACUACUUGUUAAAAGUUUUACUUGUUGGGGAUUCUGAUGUUGGGAAACAAGAAAUUCUGCAGGAUUUAGAGGAUGGUUCUGCUGAUUCACCUUUUUGCAGUGGCAGUGCAUACAAAACAACAACAAUCCUCUUAGAUGGCAAAAGAGUGAAACUACAACUCUGGGAUACUUCAGGACAAGGCAGAUUUUGUACAAUCAUUCGUUCAUAUUCAAGAGGUGCUCAGGGAAUUCUACUUGUAUAUGAUAUAACAAAUAAAUGGUCCUUUGACAGUAUUGACAGGUGGCUUGAAGAAGUUGAAAAGCACGCCCCAGGAGUACCAAAGGUGCUAGUGGGUAAUCGGUUGCACUUAGCAUUUAAACGACAAGUACAAGAACGCGACGCUGAAAUGUAUGCAGCUAAAAAUCACAUGGCCUUUUUCGAAGUGAGUCCGCUCUGUGACUUCAAUAUAAGGGAAAGUUUUUGUGAGCUCUCGCGGAUGGCUCUACAUCGUAAUGGCAUGGAGCGAUUGUGGAGGAGCAAUAAAGUCCUCAGUCUCCAAGAGCUAUGUUGCCGUGCGAUCGUAGCACGAACAUCCGUAUACGGACUCGAAAGACUUCCGUUACCGAGCACGCUCAAGUCUCAUCUCAAGUCGUAUGCGAUAUCAGCCGCUCCUUCGAGACAUCGCGCUAGGCCCUCGAAACACUCGCACCAUACACGACUCAACUGUACUGGGAGAAAUUCUUGCAGUAUCACAUAA